UGAAAUUUCCAUCCAGACUUAGAGAUGAAAAAAUAAAUGUUCGGAGUAAACACAAUUAAAUUAUUAGUAAAAGCUGCUAAAAAUAUAGGAGAAUAAUGGAAACGCCCAACAAAAAUGGAUCCACGACCGAGGAAAUUGAAGUGGAGGAAACCGAGGACUUUCAUGACCUGGAGGAGUUCAAUGACGACGACGUGGCAUCCGGCAGCAAUGGUCAAAAGAAAAGCGAACGUUUUGUGGUGAAAAAGUGGGUGGCGCAUGCUAAUUGGUCCUGGGAUGUGGCAGUGGACAACUGUGCCAUCUGUCGUAAUCACAUCAUGAAUCUGUGCAUCGAAUGCCAGGCAGAUCCCAAUGCCAACAAGGAUGAGUGCACGGUGGCUUGGGGAGAGUGUAAUCAUGCGUUCCAUUAUCAUUGCAUUGCCCGCUGGCUGAAGACGCGACACGUCUGCCCGCUGGACAACAAGGAGUGGGUCUAUCAAAAAUAUGGCCACUAGUCAAAUUCUGGUUCAAAUUGAAGUGAAUAAAUUGUGUAUUUG
Molecule: messenger RNA, 533 nt
Organism: Drosophila innubila
Lineage: Eukaryota; Metazoa; Arthropoda; Insecta; Diptera; Drosophilidae
Gene: Roc1b
Product: RING-box protein 1B
Exons: 1
Coding region: 96-491 (131 amino acids)
Biological process (GO): ubiquitin-dependent protein catabolic process; protein ubiquitination
Cellular component (GO): nucleus; cullin-RING ubiquitin ligase complex
Molecular function (GO): cullin family protein binding; zinc ion binding; ubiquitin protein ligase activity
Source: RefSeq, a predicted model, not a curated record